GUGGGCAAACAAAAUUUCAAUUCAGCCAUUGAAGAAAAAAGGAGGAUUUUUAAUCCCAAAAUUUCUCGGAUCUAAAGCGCCUCUGAGAUAGUCCUUAUGACAUGGGUGGAAACGAUGUGUCCUCUGAUCAAGUUAUUGAAAAACUUAUUGAAAUGGGGUUUGAAAAUUCUGAUGCUGUAGAAGCUGUAGAAGCCGUAGGACCAUCAGUUGAUGCUGCGGUUGAGUAUGUUUUGAAUGGUUGUGAUAGGGAUACUCUCGGUUCGUCCACUAGUUCUCAAUGUUCUCCAAGGGAUUUAAAGAGUUCGGGUAAGAGAGUUAUGACCUCUUCCCAAUGUAAAAGUCAAGGGCGACAAUCCACGAUAUGGGAUCAUUUUCAAUCCACAAGCAAACGUAAGCAAAACGGAGGUAAUGAUACAUCUGAUGGGGUUGUGUCCAGAACCCAGGGGCUGCCUAGUCUUGAGGAAGAACAAAAGGGACCAUUCCUCCUUAUAAAUAAUCAAUUAGAAAAUGUGGCAGAACCAUUUGGAUCAAAUUGGGAACCAAAGGUUAACUGUUUAUUAAGAAAGCAUUUUGGUUAUUCAUCUUUGAAGAGUUUCCAGAUGGAAGCCUUGGCUGCAUGGCUUGCUCACCAAGACUGUCUUGUUCUUGCUGCAACAGGAUCUGGGAAGUCCCUCUGUUUCCAGAUUCCGGCAUUAUUAACAGGAAAAGUUGUAGUUAUGGUUUCUCCUUUGAUAAGCUUGAUGCAUGAUCAAUGCUUAAAAUUAUCAAAACAUGGGGUCUCUGCUUGUUUUCUUGGAUCUGGACAACCAGACAGCAGUGUGGAGAAGAAAGCGAUGAGAGGAAUGUAUAGUAUUAUAUAUGUUUGUCCAGAAACAAUUCUGAGGUAG
Messenger RNA from Hibiscus syriacus, 887 nucleotides. RefSeq names its product ATP-dependent DNA helicase Q-like SIM. Bases 102 to 887 code for a protein of 261 amino acids. Gene Ontology annotation, biological process: double-strand break repair via homologous recombination. Lineage: Eukaryota; Viridiplantae; Streptophyta; Magnoliopsida; Malvales; Malvaceae. The transcript has 3 exons. Gene Ontology annotation, cellular component: nucleus; cytoplasm; chromosome. The record is from RefSeq and is a predicted model, not a curated record. Gene Ontology annotation, molecular function: four-way junction helicase activity; ATP binding; 3'-5' DNA helicase activity.